AUGUCGAUGAACGUGGACUUCAACGCCCUCAAGGCGCGGACCAUGGGGUCCGGAGCCGAUGAAGAGGCAGUAACAGUGGACACGAGAGGACUGAUCUCAAAGGUUCUUGCUCGGUAUUCAGGGAAAUGGACAGUUUUGCGAGAGAUGAUUCAGAACGCCGCCGAUGCUUCUGCAACCAAGGUGACGAUCAAGUUUGAGACCCUCCCAUCUACAACAAUUCCUUCACCGUCCUCAACCGAUCCCACAGCUCUGCUCAAACAUACGAUCGCCAACCAUACCCUCCGCCGUCUGUUGAUUUCAAACAAUGGCGCUCCAUUUAGUGAAAAGGAUUGGGCAAGAUUAAAACGCAUCGCAGAUGGUAACCCUGACGAGACCAAGAUUGGCGCGUUUGGCGUUGGCUUUUAUAGUGUUUUCGAUGAUUGUGAAGAGCCAUUUGUUUCAUCCGGCCAACAAGCCAUGGCCUUCUAUUGGAAGGGCAAUGCGCUGUUCACCCGUCGAUUAGACCUUGGCGAAACCUCAAAUCAGGACACCACCUUUGUUUUGGAUUAUCGCAAUGACUCCUCGCCUAUUCCAUCGUUGCUGCAACUAUGCCAGUUUUUGUCGAGCAGUUUGACAUUCGUUGCCUUGGAGGAAAUAGAACUCUGGCUGGAUGACUGGAAUCUUCUACGACUAUCCAAAAAGACUGCACCCAGUGUCAGUGUUUCAAUUCCCAGAGACAUUGAAACCAAGACUGCAGGAGGCCUGAUGAAGAUUGCCGGUAUCACUCGAGAAAUCGCGCAGGUCGAUGCUGCCUGGAUGAAAAUCGUGGAGUGGAACCCUCAUGCGAGCUUGUUCCGACUUGAUAACCUCCGAGAUACAACCAGCUCUCUGCGAAGCUUUUUCUCGAAAUUCACAGGACCCGGGCCAGAGAAACCAUCGAACACUCAGCAACCAGAACGCAUCGAGGAGCCGAGCAACAUGGCCACUAUGCUGACCGCUUCGGUCUUCUUGCACAUCAAUACUGCAUCGAUUUUACCGUCAAUUGGACGUUCUUUAAGCAAGGAACUUGAACGAGCCACGCGGAAGCCGCCGCCCAAGAAAGCCACCAUUGCCAUCUUGACCCCUUCAUAUGAUGCUAACAUCGCGACUGAAGCAUCCUCGUCUCAGUCGGAUAUUCUUGCGUCGAUCCUGCCUUCCAAGGCUGGGAGAAUCUUCAUUGGAUUCCCCACACAGCAGACCACGGGACUGAAUGCUCAUGUAUCUGCGCCGUCGGUGAUCCCCACCGUUGAGCGGGAGAGUAUCGAUCUCAACACCCGAUAUAUCAGUUCAUGGAAUCUUGAAAUGUUACGAGCGGUUGGCAUUGUUUGUCGAAUUGCUUGGUCUGCGGAAAUGGCCACGAUCAAAUCCAAGUUGUCCUCUAAAGUCGGCUCAUCACGCUCCGCGAAGAUACGGAAGGAAGAUGUUGUGGAUGUACUACCUGAAGCUAUCCACACCGCGAACCAGUUUGCCUUCCGAGAAUCAACUCCAUCUUCGGUUCUGGGACAAACUAUUGAAGAUGCGUUUUGGACGUGCAACCUGAACUCCUCCAUCGAGGUUCUCUCUACUUGUGGUGUCAUUCCUAGUGUCCAGACACGCAUCGCACCCAAGGAUCUCAGCUUCAUGGACUCGAUUCCAGCCUUGCCCGAUGAAUUCGUGAAAAAAGCUCAAAACUUUGUCAAGAAGUUGACAGAUUUCGGGCUCGUCACAGAAAUAACGGUGUCAGACAUCAAGCGGGAAUUGGAGUCCAGUACUCUGCGCUCGAACCAGAUAGUCGAGUUUUUGACUUGGCUGGGCCAUAAAACAGCUAUUGGGCAACUUGACAGGCUUUCAGCCCAAAGCCUACUACGUGUUGCAGUUGCAAAUGACGAGGACCAAGAAGGCCACCCAACCCGGUUGAUCGUCUUUGCAGACAUUACAAGUUUCCUGAAUCCGCAGCGCAUUCCGGCAGAUUUGCCCAUACCGCCAGCUGUAGUGCCAUUCCGGUUCACCAAGUCUCUUGGCAAGCAGGAGUUAGAAGCGCUGGGAUGGAUUGAGCUGCAACUCGUCCCGUGGCUUAGCUGGCUCGUGGACAAUGCUGGAAAUCGAAAUGUUCUUCCGGCAGACCAAGAUAUCACAAAAACUGCACCUUUUGCUGCCCAAGUCCUGCCAGUCUUUUCUAGGCAAUGGGAGACCUUGAGUCAGUCUUCAAAGCAGACCGUUGUCACUACGUUGCAACCCAAAACUGUAAUCCCCACCAAGCUUGGGAUGAAGCAGCCUUCGCAGACAUACUUUGCCUCCGUCCGUCUUUUCGAUGACUUGCCGGUUGUACACGGUCUGAAUGGUGUUAAAGAGAAGCUCUUGGUCGCUCUCGGGGUUCGGAAAACCGUGGAGCUUGGUGUGAUCUUUGACCGUCUUAUCAACAACCUUGCCUCCAGCGAUGCGAAGGUACCUUCGUCGAGGAAAUGGAACCAUGUCGACCUCAUACGAUAUCUCGCAUCUGUGCGGGAUGACAUUCCUGCGAACGAUAUCCAGCGACUCAAAAACACGAGCAUAUGCACUGCCGAGAGUCGGAAUGAUACUCAGGCCAAGCAAGGAACGCGGUACAAGAUCUCUGAACUAUAUGAGCCGAAGGACUCUCUUCGUGGUCUCGGACUGCCGGUGCUUGAAUGGCCGGGUAUUUAUCAUAAUGGCAGCAACGAGGGUAGAUUCCUCACGAUGAUGGGCUUGAAGAGCUACCCAGCUGCUUCUGAUGUCGUAUGGCUCAUGACCGCCAGCAACACGGAGAGUGACAGUGGUCGACGAAGCAAAGCCCUGUCAUAUUUUCUCAGCGAGUACACCACAAACGGUUAUGAAAAAUACGAUAUCAGUGUAGUCACCGUCCCUUUUCUGCCAGUCGAGGGCUCCGAAAAUCUCAGCGUGCCGAAGAAGUGCUUCACCGACGAGGGCGCGGCGUUGUUUGGUUUUCAGAUCCUUCGAAGGAAUCUCCAUCCCCAUGCCUCCAAAUUGGGGGUUAAGGCUCAUCCUUCCAUGGCAGAUUGCCUUCAGAUUCUCAUUCGUCGACCCCCUUCUACCCAAAGAGAUGCUCGGGUGAUCUUCAAAUACCUAGCCGGUAGAGUAUCGGAUCUGGAUUCAAAGGAUAUCAGUGUGGUUGGCAGCUCUCCAAUCAUCCCCAUCGCGACUAAUGACCCGGCCGGGAAGGGUUCAAAGACUCGCUUCGUAACACCCAGGCUCUGCUACCUGGGAGACGGAGAAGACUACAAAGACAUCUUCGACUUUGUGGACUUUGGACAAGAAGCGAAUCUCUUUCUUAUGGCUCUUGGGUCAAAGAGAGAACCCACCAAGAACGAAAUCGCACGGAUGCUCGUGCGAGAGCCGGCCCGCAUCUCCGCGGCGUUCCAGAGCUCCGAGAAAUACCUCAUGCUUCUCAGGACCUUGGCGGAGCACCUUCCAGUACUGAAGAAGGACAGGGAUUUGUUCGGCGAGAUGAAGAAAGCACCAUUUCUUCUGGCUAGUCGGGACAUUCCGACUGAUGUACCAGGCCAGGGUGGCAAAGAGAACUCAUCUGGAAAGGAGCCUUUUGAUGAGGAGGAUGAUCUGGACAUUCGAGAAUGGAGCCUUACAGCUGCCAAAGACAGUGUGGUUGUGGAUGAUUUCCAGAGCUUCAACCUGUUCAAAGAGCACAUCCUUGCAGCGCCGCAAGAGGAAGCCCUAGAGAACUUUUAUGUUGCUCUCGGAGCAAUCCCGUUGAGCAGCCUCGUUGAAGAACAGGCGCGCUUCGGUGGAGUGGCGGCCGAUCAAACUCCAGGCGUCAAGUUGCACAAAGUGAUUCUCGAACGCGCUCGGCUCUUUUUGCAUGACCAGCCAGCAGAUUCUGUCCUCCAUGGACCCCGAUGGCUGGAACAGUCCUUUGGUGUACGUGUGGUGAACUCGAUCACCUUGACACGGUCUCUCAAGGGCCGGCGCGUGUCUCACACCCAGAAGCGAAACGCCAUCGUUGCCAACCUCGGGAAGAACUUCGGCCUGUGCGUUUGCCCUGGGAAAUAUGACCUGUACGAGAUCAGUCAAUCUUUGGUCCAUUUGAUUUUGACGCGGCCUAAGCUCCACUCCACCCUCACACUGGAAAUGCUGCUGAAAACAGACCUGCUUGAGUUGCGUGCACGAGGCUAUAACGUGGAGCGCAUUCUCAGGCAAAAGGCCCACGAGGCUCGAAUGGCCGAGGAUAAACGCCAGGCUCACCUGGAAGAAGAGAGGCGUGCCCUGCAGGAGAAGGAAUCCGCCUGGGCAGCGGCUCAGGCUCAACAUGCCGAAGAGCAAUCGGAGACCAAGAGACAAGAUUCGAUGCCGGGCGUCUUCCCCGAAUCGCCCAACAGCAAGGCCGUGGCAGCUGAAGCGCAUGCUGAGCCCCCCGAGCCCAUGCCAGCUCGGCCGAACCGUGGCUUGUUCGCCAAUUUGACGAAACGGUUUGGUCUUGACAAUGGACGCUCCGGUUCAAGCUCUGGCGAGUCUCGCUCUCUGCUUCCCGAGUCGUCCACCCCUCCGCCGCCAUACUCUGCGGCAGAUCCCCAGAAGCCGCGCCCGGAACAGUCUGUCUCGGUCAACUCUCCACACCAACUGCAUAACCAGCUCCUCUCUGCCGUCCAGGCCUGUCGACCCCAUGGGUCAUCCGACGUUUACAGCCGACCAGAGACUAAUCAGGUCACUGAAAGUAAGUCGUACUGCGACGAACGGCCUAGUCAGGACCUGGAAUUUGUCGCAACGCUUCCGAACGGCGUCAAUGUCUUGUUUGUCAAGUCGGUGCCCGAGCGAUCUGCCUUUCUCGCCAGCAAUCGGACCGGUAUCAAUCUGUUCGCUUCGAUUUUGCUUGACUGUGCAUCGAUUUUCUCGAUGCGUUCCGACAGUAUCAGCGUCUUCUACGACCCAGGCGGCAAGACAAUUGCGUUCAACCGGGCCGGCAGUAUCUUUUGCAAUUAUUUCUACUUCCAACAACUGCAAGAGCAAGCACUGCUCCAGAGUACGAGCCCCGACCGCACGGAUGCCAUGAUAUACUGGUGGGUGAUUCUGUGCCAUGAACUGGCGCAUAACUUGGUUGGAGAUCAUAGUUCGGCGCACAGCUACUACUCUGAAGGUUUUGUGGCCCAGUACUUCCCCAAGGUGGCGGCCAAAAUUGCGACUCUCAUGACCAGCCAGUCUUGA
Messenger RNA from Penicillium alfredii, 5190 nucleotides. Its product is annotated as histidine kinase-like ATPase domain-containing protein. The record is from RefSeq and is a predicted model, not a curated record. NCBI's taxonomy places the organism in Eukaryota, Fungi, Ascomycota, Eurotiomycetes, Eurotiales, Aspergillaceae. Bases 1 to 5190 code for a protein of 1729 amino acids. The transcript is spliced from 2 exons.